ACUGCCGCUCUGUGUUGUUAUUUUUGUUGUUGUUGGUCCAUAUUAUUUGUGUACAUAAUUUGACUUUACUGUUUUUGAUUAAAAUAUAUCAAAGGUGCAUGUGAAUAAAUAAAAAUGAGGUUGAAUAAACUAUGCCGCCUGUGUGCUAAAGAACAUGCAUCUUUAAUUGACGUUUACGGGGAGGAAGGUGUAAGACUGAAUCUACUAUCCAAGUUGGUGCAAUGUUUACAUAUUUGGGUGACUCCGGAGGACAAGCUGCCCACGACGAUCUGCGCGGGCUGCUGCCUGCGGCUCGGCGACAGCGCCGAGUUCAUCACGGACAGCCUGCAGGCCCAGGGUGUCCUGCAAGGCCUGCUGGGGGAGGAGGCCCCCGACGAGAAGCCCUUGGUGGAGGUGAAGCGGGACGAGGACUGCAGCGGCUCGGAGAGCGAGGAGGAAGACGAGAGCGGACGGGCCGACGAGGAGGGAGGACCCGGCCAAGAGGAGACCGCGGUCGAGGAGGAUCUCCCGGGGCCGCCGGCGGAGGGGGCGGCGCCCCCACGCAGCCUGGUGGAGUGCAUCCUGCAGGACGCCCCUGCGGAGGAGCCAGGUGACGGUCGCAGCGAGCAGAGGGGGCAGGAGGAAGUGACCGAGGCCGGCCCGGCGAGGCGGGCGCGGCGCGAGGUGCCCCGGGGGGCGGAGGCCCCCGGCAGGAAGAAGCUGCGCCCCAAGCUGGAGUCCUGGUACGAGACGUGGCAGUGCUCCGAGUGCCCCGCCGUGCUGGGCUCCUCGGACCAGCUGCGGGCCCACUACGGGGCAGACCACCCGGGCCACGUGGUGCGCUACCAGUGCGUGGACUGCUCCCGGGUCUACCCCGACUGCCGCAAGCUGGCGCGCCACAUUCGCGUCCACUGGAACAAGGGCAAGUUCAAGUGCGAGCAGUGCCCCAAGACGUUCUCGACGCGCCAGAACCUGGCGCACCACGCCAUCCUGCACGAGGAGGACCGGCCCUGGGCGUGCGGGCUGUGCGACAAGCGCUUCCGGCACGCCAGCUCCCUCAACUUCCACCGCGUCGCGCACCUCGGCACGGGCGAGAGCAAGUUCUCCUGCGCCGACUGCGGCCGCAACUUCCUGUCGAGCCAGAAGCUGGAGCUGCACCUGAAGAUCCACGCGGGCACGCGCGAGCACACCUGCCACCUGUGUGGCAAGAGCUUCACCGUCAAGCAGAGCCUCAUCGCGCACAUGACCACGCACGACGAGGGCCGGCCGCACGUCUGCGCGCAGUGCGGCGCCGGGUUCAAGACGCCGUACAGCCUACGGCACCACGCGCUCAUCCACUCGGGGGUGAAGCCCCACCAGUGCGACGUGUGCGGCAAGCAGUUCCGCGGCAAGAGCGCCCUGCGCCAGCACAACCGCAUCCACACCGGCGCCAUGCCCUACGACUGCGACAUCUGCGGCCGCAAGUUCCGCUUCCAGGGCGUCUUCGUGAUCCACAGGCGGCAGCACACGGGCGAGCGGCCCUACAAGUGCGCGCACUGCACGCGGGAGUUCGUCAGCUGGGCCAACUACAACAAGCACAUGAAGUGCCGGCACGGUGGGGGCAAGCCCCUCCCUGCCGCGCCGCCCCCGGGGUACCACUUCACCGCGCUGCCUUCUGCCGUGCCCUACGCGUCUCAGUGAGCGCGGUCUGGACCCCGUGCCAUCCACGACACUUUCGUGCAUCACGUCUGCCUGUCUGGGGGGCGAGAACCAGACCAAAGUGUUGGACAGAGCCGCUCCUCGGUUGGCAGCACUGUGACCGCUUGGCUCGGCAACGUGCCGUGAUGCAGUCUGCUUACACUCGUGUGUUCCAGAUGUGGGACCGUAGUGUAGGGCAGCCACGAGGGACACAUUCGAGCCAUGGAACGCACAACCGUGACCUCAGACAUAACAAGUUAUCAUUUGCAAUGUUCUUGCUUGCAUUCGCCAAACCCAACCGUGCAAGUCGGCCUGAGGUGGUGUGAAGAGAGAGCUGAACACCAGUGUCGGCAGGCAGAUGCAUGUGCACAGUUGUGGUGACACGCUGGUACAUCUGCAAGUAGGAGUUUUCCAAGUUGAAACCCAGUCUGAUCGCCUGGGAAAAUGUGAAAUGUUUAACACGUGUUUUUUUGAGAUGAAAGUUGUUUGUCAUGUAGUAAGUCAGGGAUACGUGGAGCCUUCUCCACUCCGAGAGGUCCAUGUGCAGUGUGUGAGUUGUGACGGUCAAAGGAAGUCUUGUACGUCCUUUUGCAUUGAGCCUCCGUGCGUAACCCCGUGUUGUGACAACAUACAAGCAACGUCAUCCUCAUUCGGUUUCCCAUUGGUGCAUCGUCGGGCCAAUGCGGGGAGUUCAGCCGGUCUCAGUCGGGCCACGCUCCAGGAGCGCCAACUCCCUCUCUUCAGAGCGAGGAAGAGAACACUGCAUCCACGCAGAGUGAGUUCAAGUACCAGCGUGUUGGCGAUGGUGUCUCGUCCAUAACUCACGUGAAAUAAGUACUUGUAAUGUUGAUGUUGAAUAUGAUUCUUUAUUUGAACAUUACAUUUACACAAUCACUUGAGUGUAGUGUAUGAAGAAAGAAGACUGAUGUGAAUUGAGAUGCGAACCUCUGGUUUAAAAUUCAUUAUAGACUGAUUUAUAACGUAGUAGUGCUAUUUGUGAAAGUUAUUUUAGUAAUAUAGUAUAUUUGUUACAUUAAAUUAAGUAGAACCUCAAUUUUACAUUUCCUCUUAAUUACACUAAUACUUUUUAUUCACUGACGCAUGCCUCAUAUCAUUAAAAUGCAUUCCAUUAAUGUGAUUUACACGAGAGAAUAUGGCUUACCCUGACGUAGUCUUAUUUUGCCUGUAUUUGGUGAAUCAUUUCAGUGUUAAGAAAACAACCCUUAAAGUGCUGAAAGGGAGACACUAUGUUCAGUUCACAUUGUAUAACACUUUAUUGCAUAUUUGUUAUUUAAUGUAUACCUUGAACCAAGCAUUGCCAUAUAUCUCUGCACAUUUGUAUUUGAGCUGAAAUAAUUGGUGUUCUUUGGGCCAGACUUUGAUAACCUCUUACAGCUCUUUACUGCAGCUAUGUUUUAUCACCAACUACAGAUGCAAGAAGGUUAUAGGCUACUAUUUGUAAAAUCUUGCAUUGAAAUGGGAAUAUUGUUAUUCUCAAAUAAUAAAAAUAAUAAUUAUAAUACUCACCAA
This is a messenger RNA of Bacillus rossius redtenbacheri, 3186 nucleotides long. RefSeq names its product zinc finger protein 771-like. The record is from RefSeq and is a predicted model, not a curated record. NCBI's taxonomy places the organism in Eukaryota, Metazoa, Arthropoda, Insecta, Phasmatodea, Bacillidae. The transcript is spliced from 8 exons. The coding region runs from base 115 to 1659 and encodes 514 amino acids. Gene Ontology annotation, molecular function: DNA-binding transcription factor activity, RNA polymerase II-specific; zinc ion binding. Gene Ontology annotation, biological process: regulation of transcription by RNA polymerase II. Gene Ontology annotation, cellular component: nucleus.